UAUUGAACAAAUAUUCCAAAAAAAUUAAAAGAUAAACAGGCAAAACUUGAUCCCUCUCUACUACGCUAUAUAUACCAUUCCACUCGAUCACCAAUUCACCAUCCUCAAACAUCAACUUGAAACACUAACAACUAUGAAAAUGAGGUUUUGUGCUUUGGUUAUUUUCUCUUUGUUGUUGUCUUCAUUUCAAGGAGGCUUAGCUGAGCAAUGUGGUACGCAAGCAGGGGGUGCUCUUUGCGCAGAUGGGUUGUGCUGCAGCCAGUAUGGCUAUUGUGGCACCACAGCUGAAUAUUGCUGCACUGGUUGUCAAAGCCAAUGCAAUGCUGAUGUUUGUGCCAGUGGUGGUGGUGGUGGUGGUAGUGGUGAAGGAGGACAUAUUAGUAGUAAAAUUUUCCAAGGAGGCUUAGCUGAGCAAUGUGGUACGCAAGCAGGGGGUGCUCUUUGCGCAGAUGGGUUGUGCUGCAGCCAGUAUGGCUAUUGUGGCACCACAGCUGAAUAUUGCUGCACUGGUUGUCAAAGCCAAUGUAAUGCUGAUGUUUGUCCCAGUGGUGGUGGUGGUGGUAGUGGUGAAGGAGGACAUAUUAGUAGUAAAAUUUUCCAAGGAGGCUUAGCUGAGCAAUGUGGUACGCAAGCAGGGGGUGCUCUUUGCGCAGAUGGGUUGUGCUGCAGCCAGUAUGGAUAUUGUGGCACCACAGCUGAAUAUUGCUGCACUGGUUGUCAAAGCCAAUGUAAUGCCGAUGUUUGUGCCAGUGGUGGUGGUGGUGGUAGUGGUGAAGGAGGACAUAUUAGUAGUAAAAUUUUCCAAGGAGGCUUAGCUGAGCAAUGUGGUACGCAAGCAGGGGGUGCUCUUUGCGCAGAUGGGUUGUGCUGCAGCCAGUAUGGCUAUUGUGGCACCACAGCUGAAUAUUGCUGCACUGGUUGUCAAAGCCAAUGUAAUGCUGAUGUUUGUCCCAGUGGUGGUGGUGGUGGUAGUGGUGAAGGACAUAUUAGUAGUAAAAUUUUCCAAGGAGGCUUAGCUGAGCAAUGUGGUACGCAAGCAGGGGGUGCUCUUUGCGCAGAUGGGUUGUGCUGCAGCCAGUAUGGCUAUUGUGGCACCACAGCUGAAUAUUGCUGCACUGGUUGUCAAAGCCAAUGUAAUGCUGAUGUUUGUGCCGGAGGUGGUGGUGGUGGUAGUGGUGAAGGAGGACAUAUUGGUAGUAUAAUUUCAAGCGAUGAUUUUGAUCAGCUACUACCGUAUCGUAAUGAUGCUGCCUGCCCUGCUAAGAAUUUCUACACUUAUGAUGCUUUCAUAGAAGCUGCAAAUUCCUUUCCUGGCUUUGGCACAACUGGGGACACUGACAUUCGUAAAAGAGAGAUAGCUGCUUUCUUAGCCCAAACUUCACACGAAACUACCGGGGGAUGGGCAAGUGCACCCGGUGGCCCAUACUCUUGGGGGUAUUGCUAUGUUAGGGAAAUAAACCGUGGACCAUACUGUGAACCGAAUCCCAAUUAUCCUUGUGCUUCUGGUCAAGAAUAUUAUGGCCGUGGUCCUAUCCAACUUUCAUGGAACUAUAACUAUAGGCAGUGUGGAGAUUACUUCAAGUUGGAUCUAUUGGAAAACCCAGACCUUGUGGCCACUGAUCCAGUUAUUUCAUUUAAGACAGCAAUUUGGUUCUGGAUGACUAAACAGUCACCAAAGCCAUCUUGCCAUGAAGUAAUCACUGGAACUUGGAACCCAACUGGUGUUGACAUUGCAGCUGGUCGGCUUCCUGGCUAUGGUACCACCACAAACAUCAUCAAUGGUGGCCUUGAGUGUGGUCGAGGUUCAAAUGCUCAGAUGGAGGAUCGCAUUGGAUUCUAUAAGAGGUAUUGUGACAUUCUUGGAGUUGGCUAUGGUGACAACCUUGAUUGCUACAGCCAAAGCCCUUUUGGAAAUGGGUUGUUGGUGGACACUAUGUAAUUCAAUAGUCCAAAAUUCUGAAUCUAGAUUACUAGAUUUAGUCUGUGGAGACCAUGUUCUAGUCCUAUCUUUUUAAAUAACUUGGUCUUACCUUGUAGUCUUGUGGAUAAGAUGAAGAAUAAAGAUCCUUUGAUUAAUCGGAGAGGUUAAUUAAGGGUUUGAUGUGAAGACAAAUAUGGAUGUUGAUAUUGCUAUUAAAAGUAAUGUUUUUCUUUAUUAUUUAAUGAAGUAAUGUUAAAUGUUUACGUAGCUA
Molecule: messenger RNA, 2192 nt
Organism: Quercus robur (English oak)
Lineage: Eukaryota; Viridiplantae; Streptophyta; Magnoliopsida; Fagales; Fagaceae
Product: endochitinase 1-like
Exons: 3
Coding region: 134-1939 (601 amino acids)
Biological process (GO): cell wall macromolecule catabolic process; chitin catabolic process; defense response to fungus
Molecular function (GO): chitin binding; chitinase activity
Source: RefSeq, a predicted model, not a curated record